AUGGACGACUUCAAGCCCGAGCUGCUCAAGGCUCUCCUCGACUGGGUCAACACCUUCGACCUCCCCCACAGAAUCACCUCACUAAGCCAACUCGAAGACGGCCAAAUACUAUGGCAGAUCCUCGCCGACAUCGACGCCGACUACUUCAACGAGUCUCUACCCAAUUUCGAAGAAAAUCACCGCCGUCAAUCAGACAAUUGGAUACCGCGAUGGCAAAACCUCAAAUAUAUCGAACGCACAACCUCGACGUAUAUACGCGAAGAAUGCGAGCAGCUGCCCGUUCUCACCAAGCGCAUGAUACCAGAUCUAAAGGCAGGCGCGCGGGAUGGAUCGACAAUGCUGGUUGCAAAGCUUACCAUGGCCGUGCUACUGGCAGCAUGCUUCUCGCCGCGGAGCAACCAGCGGAUGCUACAAGUCAUGCCAAAGCUAGGCCAAAAGACGGCCGAGACCAUUGCCGAAGCCAUACAAGAGAUGCAGGCUUUGGAUCAGCGCAUGUCCGAACUAGGUGUCGACGCCGAGUUGACUUCAGAACCAAACCUCACAGGGUAUAGAACGCCCACACGAGCCAUGUCUGGCCAACCACCACCAUCUGGAAACGAAUUGGAGCAGGAGGCACAGCUGUUCGAGGCAAACAAAGAUAGGCAAGCGCUCAAGGCGCAAGUUGGAAAGCUACUCGAGGAGCUAAAGAUCUCACGGGAACGAAUAGAAAAGCUAGAGGAGGAAGUCGCUGAAGCAACAGCGUAUCUAGACGUUCGGGCCGGCCAGGCACAACGAGCUCAAUCGGACGAUGUCGAAAACUUACGAAACGACUUGCUGCGCGACAGACAGUACAUUGAUCAGCUCGAGCAAGACCUUGCCCACACGCGAGAUAUCAUGGAAAGCCAGAAGCGACGUCUCGAUCGAUUAGAGGGCGAGGAAGGAUCCAAGCAGGACCUGCGUGAUCAGCUACAAGUAGUCAAGGCGGAGCGUGACGAGCUGAGUCAGAAGGCCAAGGCCAACGAGAACCUGAAGAAGAAGAUUGAGUCUCUCACCAAAGAAACCAAGCAACUGGAGACGCUUCGAGAAGACUACCAACAGGCUCGUGAACGAUUAGCACAGCUGGAGAGCGUCGAGGAGCGCAACGACAUUUUGCAGAACAUCAUCAAAGAGAACGGCCAGACGCUUGCCAAUGGCGAGCAAGCCAUCUUUGAGGAGAAGGGCAAGCGCACACGAGUCGAGCAUGAGAAUCUGCUACUCAUGAAGCAAUUAGAACAGACUCGCGAACUACAGUACAAAGCAGAAGACGCCAAACAAGAGCUCGAAGAACGGAUACGAGAGCUAGAAUCAUCAAACCACGCCGACCGUGGUGAUAGCCUGGAAGAUGAGCUCAUACAAGACGCCGAUCAAGAUGAGGUGAAGCCCGUAUCCGAUGGACGAGUGAGCGCAGAUGCGAUUGCCCUGCAACAAAGGGUGGACAUCCUGAACGCCCGCUUGAAGUCACUAGAAAGCGAGACACUCAAGCAGAUGCAAGAGAACUUGGGCUUACGGUCUGACAUGAUGGCGGAGAAGGAUGAAAACAGUCAAAAGCCCUUCUUAGAGCAGAACGAGAAGCUAACCACUGCUCAAACUGAGUUGGAAGACCUUCGUCGCCGGUUACGCGAGCAAGAUUUACAGAUGGCAGAACUCCGCAAUGAGCUCAACAGGAAAUCUGACAUCGACGACGAUACGCGGUCAGCUGCUGUCCAGAAGGAACACGAGCGUCUGCUGGUACUGCAAGAAAGAACGAACGACAGACUACGAGAGCUCGAACUUGCAAACGCGGAGAAGUCAGGUCUGUUACGAGCAGCGUUGCUCGACCGCCAAAACCUUCCGCCGGAGCUUCUCGAACUUAAGAGGGUCGAGACCAUACGGCAGAUGCGCGAACGGAUCGAAUCUGUCAUUAAAGCACCAGCAGAAGUACAACCACAGGCACUAGAUACCACGAGCACGGAGAUCGCGGAGACUGUACUGUCCUCCGAAGCCGCUCUAGAAAAGGCAAAGAAGGACCUCCAAGACCAACUCACCACCUCCAGUACCCUCCGCGAGCAGCUCGAACUCGCGCGGAAGGAGACUUCAGAGAAGGGCUCGACUCGGUUAUUGCAUUUCCAAAAACAAAUUGCCAACAAACAAACACAGGUCGAACUGCAACAAGAAGUCGAAAACCUGCGACGCGAAAACGCUCUCGUCAAGAGCAUGUGGUAUGACAUGAAUCAGCGUCUGCUUAGCAAUACCGUUAUUCUGCAAAGACGCAGCGAAGCUCCCAAGGGCUGGCUCGGAAAACAAAGAGCUGUUGUUGGUGGCGGAAGCGUCUUAGUACGUUAG
Messenger RNA from Alternaria atra, 2340 nucleotides. RefSeq lists its product as uncharacterized. The coding region runs from base 1 to 2340 and encodes 779 amino acids. Gene Ontology annotation, biological process: cytoplasmic microtubule organization; cytoskeleton-dependent intracellular transport. Lineage: Eukaryota; Fungi; Ascomycota; Dothideomycetes; Pleosporales; Pleosporaceae. The transcript has 6 exons. Gene Ontology annotation, cellular component: centrosome; cytoplasm. Gene Ontology annotation, molecular function: microtubule binding; dynein light intermediate chain binding. The record is from RefSeq and is a predicted model, not a curated record.